UCAUCAACUGUCAAUGUCUGUCGCCAAAUAUUAUGAUCUGACUGCUCCGAAUUCUACCGAAAAAUAAUAUAAAGAUAAUUUAUAACUAUCUUAUUGUCUAAAUUAAAUAUUAUAGUAAUUUCUGUUUUGAUAAAUUCCCAUUGAAUGAAAAAUUAAAUAUCUAUCAUAAAAAAAUAUUUAUGUAUCCUUACUAGAUUUCAAUAAGUCAGUAAAUCUAAAUAGUAUUGAGUACAUAAAAACCAAUCACCAAAAAUAUAUAAUGAACAAUAUUACAGGUCAUUCCCGUAUGUAUAUUCUUACAUUAGACCAUAAUAUCAGCCAGGAUUCAUUGGAGCACAAAGUCUUACCUAUACAUGUACUGAAUCUAGACAAUGAUCACUGUUUGCUGGCAUUAGAAGCGGAUCAUACAGAAACAGAUAACAAUACCCCUUUACAAAUGCUAGUUGAUCCAACAUUAAGGAAUAAUUUAUUAAACUGUAUUGAUAACAACACACUUAACCAACUACUUGAAAAUACUCAUGCUAAUAUAACUCAAGAAUCUGUAAUUACAAGAUUCAGAAAUCAAGCUACAGAAUCCAGUAAAGAAUCUAAGAAUAAGUCGGUAGAAUCGCAUCACACUGAAAAAAUAAAUACUGUCUCUGAAGAAGGAACUGUUGAAAGUGCCCAUCAACAUAUUAGCAAUAAAAUAUUUUAUGAUUAUGUGCACAUUCCGGACCGCACGGCGCCGGCUCGAGCAGAAGCGGUGUUGCCGACAGCACUGCAGUUGCGGCGCGAUGGCCGCGUGGUAUCGAGACGCCGCCUUCCCGCAUGUACUCGCUUUGGCCCUCUGCGAGGGGUGAAUUACAAAGUAAGCAGUGCUGUAACACUUGAAUUAAAAAUUAAAGCGGCUGAUUUGAAAGCACCUAUAUUUCUUAUGAAGAACAAAGAUGACAUAACGCAUAUUGAUGUAUCAGAUAAAGACAAAUCAAAUUGGUUAAGUUUAUUACCGCUAGGCGAUCAAAGUAAAGCGAAUGUAUGGUUAUAUCAAGAUGAUAAUGAGUUGUAUGCUAUAACUGCAUUGCCAUUAGCGGCGCGAACAAUUCUUUAUCUGGGAUACAGCAAGCAGUAUAUAGAGGAUCAUGAUUUGCCUCCAAACCAACCAGUAUUAGAUCUUACUGAAGCGUUAUUAAAAGAAUCAAGAAAUUGGUGGUGUUGCGAGUGCCACGAAGCACAGCCAUCGGCGGCUCUACUUGAGCAACACGAGGAAAUCUGCCGUAAGCAAAAAAUGUCUAGAUCACGUCGGAGGCGCUAUCGAUGUCGACAUUGCACGAAAACAUUUUCCAGAUUAUUUACUUUAAGGCGACAUAUAAUGCGACAUUGUCGUAAAAAAUUAAAUAAAUCGGACCUUGCGAACAAAUCAGAUACUACGCCAAAUGUUGAAUCAAACGUUAGAUUAUCCGUCGAGGACAAAAUGCCUUCAGAUGAAAGCUUCCAGAACUAUACAAAUGGACUAGACUUUUCCACUAACUUGUUUGACACUGACAGAAUUCCUAAUCUGGAAUCGGGUAGCUCUCGGUCGGAAGCCGAUUAUCCUUAUGAUAUUGAAUAUAAAGACGAUAAUAGUUUAAGUAAUUAUUUGGGGUUAUCAAAAGUUACGAAACCUAAAACUAACACAUGCCAGAAUAAUAAAACUCGUGAAUCUUUUAAGAUAUCUUGUCCAUAUUGCCAUACAGAAAUAGCAAAGGAUACGAAAACACAGCACUUGAAACAGUGUCCGGCUCUAAGAUUUGAAUGUGAAUGCGGGACCAUAUUCUAUUGUAAAAAAAAAUUAGCGCAACACGUAUUCGCAGACCACCCAACCAAAGGACUUAAACAGCCCACUCAGACCGAAACUGACUCAAAUGAUGAUUCGACCUACAAAUGUGAAGAAUGCUUACACGUCUUUAAGCGUCGCGGCAUGCUAGUGAACCAUCUGUGGCGCGAGCAUCGCGAGGCUGCAGCGGCAGCAGCAGCUGCUUUGCCGCUUGCGAGGCGCGAGCGUUGCUUCAUGUGCGGCGCUUGCCCCAAGCUGUACCGCGCGCGUGCCAAGCGUGACGCUCACUUACGUACCCAUCACCCAAAUGCAGUAAUAGAUCGUGCUCAGUCGAUAAUAGGAGGUAAGCGGCAGUAUGAGCCAGCCGCUUGUACUGCAUGCCCGCGUCAGUAUGCUACGCGCGCCAAACUACUGCAACACUGUCGCGCACGUCACCCACAAUUGAUUCCACCGACCACCAAAAAGAAACCAUCGAAAAACACGAAAACAAUUAUACAGGUGUGUUAAUUUAAUAAACAUCAUGCAUAUAUUACAUUGAAAAUAAUGUGAGUAACUGUACAAUUUUAAAGUGUAUUUUUACCAAAAUGUUAUUUUUACUGCAGACAAAAUAUCUAUUUAUAUCUACAUAUAAUAUAGAUCUAUGUAAUGCAAUAAAUAUUAGACCCAA
Molecule: messenger RNA, 2459 nt
Organism: Galleria mellonella (greater wax moth)
Lineage: Eukaryota; Metazoa; Arthropoda; Insecta; Lepidoptera; Pyralidae
Product: PR domain zinc finger protein 10-like
Exons: 17
Coding region: 260-2299 (679 amino acids)
Biological process (GO): regulation of transcription by RNA polymerase II
Cellular component (GO): nucleus
Molecular function (GO): DNA-binding transcription factor activity, RNA polymerase II-specific; sequence-specific DNA binding
Source: RefSeq, a predicted model, not a curated record